AUGCCAAAGUCCAAAAGGGAAAAGCUCCUGAUCGUUCUCAUUGACGGCAUCGGUGAUGUCGCUGUGCCUGAAUUGGACAAUCGCACCCCUCUUCAAGCGGCCAACAUUCCUUGGAUGGAUAAACUAGCUGCAAGUGGAUUGAAUGGUUUACUUGACUCAGUGGAGCCUGGCUUAGCUUGUGGGUCUGAUACAGCACACAUGUCGAUCCUCGGUUACAACCCAAGACAGUAUUAUCGUGGUCGUGGAGCAUUUGAAACCAUGGGGGCAGGAUUGGAGAUGAUACCUGGUGAUAUUGCAUUCAAGUCCAACUUUGCCUAUCUCGAUCGAUCCACGGGCAUCGUAGUUUCUCGGAGAGCGGAUCGCCAUUUCGAAGGCCUUGGACCUACUUUGUGUGACGCCAUUGAUAACAUCAAACUUCCUUCAUUUCCCAAUCAUACAGUGGCCGUCAAGUAUGCAACCGAGCAUCGAUGCGGUGUUAGAGUACGUGGUCCCGGAUUAACUGAUAUGAUAACAGGCACGGAUCCAUUGAAAGACAAUUUACCAUUAGUCACGUGUGAACCCACGGAUGAGACGGAUGAUGCAAGGAUGACUAGUGAGCUCAUCAACGAGCUGUCAGACGCUUUCUACAACGCACUGAGCAAGCAUCCAAUCAAUGAUGAUCGAAGGAAGGCUGGAAAGAAUCCUGCAAAUUGCAUAUUGUUGCGUGGUUGUGGUAGCUGCAUUGAUGUGCCAAGUAUUGAACAGCUACAUGGGCUCAAGAGCUUUUUGAUUGCGCCAACAUGCAUCAUUGCUGGAUUGGGAAUGACAGUGGGCAUGGAUAUCAUCAAGGUUGAAGGUGCAACAGGAGACUAUCAUACAAACUUUCAAGCAAAGGCGGAUGCUGCAGUGGAAAACUUGACAAGCAGCAAGUAUGAUUUUGGAUUUCUUCACAUAAAAGCGGUGGAUGAUGCUGGACAUGAUCGCAAUGUGCCAUUAAAGGUGCAAUUCCUAGAAAAAAUUGACGCUGCUAUCGGUGAUAUUAUCUCUCGGUUGAAUAAGGAUGAAUUAGAAAACGGGGGUAGCGAGUAUACGGUCAUUAUUGCAAGUGAUCAUUCUACUCCUGUAUUAUAUGGCGAUCAUAGCUCCGAGCCUGUACCAUUUUGUAUCAGCCGGGUAAAGUAUGUCAUGGAUGGCACCCGAGGCGACAAUGUCGAGCGUUUUGAUGAGAAUGCAGCAGUACAAGGUGCACUUGGCCGAUUCUGUGGAGCGGAGCUCAUCAAGCUUGCAAAGUCAUAUAUGUCACAUGCAUCAUCAAGAGAUAUACAGUCAACUACUAGUACAUAG
Messenger RNA from Lichtheimia ornata, 1323 nucleotides. RefSeq lists its product as uncharacterized. Lineage: Eukaryota; Fungi; Mucoromycota; Mucoromycetes; Mucorales; Lichtheimiaceae. Bases 1 to 1323 code for a protein of 440 amino acids. The transcript is spliced from 10 exons. The record is from RefSeq and is a predicted model, not a curated record. Gene Ontology annotation, molecular function: metal ion binding.